GGUUGCUCUAAGGACCACCAGUUGGCUAGUGGACGCGGGUCGGUGUAGAACGUGACGCCAGAGACCGUUCGUUAGAGCAGUGUUGAUAUAAGAACUUAAGAACUCUAAAGUGUCGCGAGAGAAAAUGACAUAAACUCAGAUGAAGUUUUAAGUGGAGCUCAGUGUUGAAAAGAGUGGACAACUUCCACUUCCUGAAUGACAAGUUGUGAUCUAGUGUCAAGAUGUCAAGGGAAGAGGAACGGAAGGAUGGCAGCUCUUACAGGACCAGCCUGCCUGCUGAGCAGUUCCAGCGCAACGACUUCUCGCUAUGGUCGGUGCUGAAGCAGUGUAUUGGGAAAGAACUCUCCAAGAUCACCAUGCCGGUGGUGUUCAACGAGCCCCUAUCCUUCCUGCAGCGUAUGGCAGAGUACAUGGAGUAUGCCUGGCUCCUGGAGAAGGCUGACCAGGCCCAGGACCCCGUCGUCAGAAUGCAGUACGUGACGGCCUUCGCUGUGAGCGGUCUGGCCUCCAACUGGGAGCGUGUUGGCAAGCCCUUCAACCCUCUCCUGGGCGAGACCUACGAGCUCCAGCGAGACAACUACAGGAUAGUGUGCGAGCAGGUCUCUCACCACCCGCCCGUCUCCUCCUUCUACGCUGACUCUGAGCACUGGAACUUCCACGGGUCCAUCCACCCCAAGCUCAAGUUCUGGGGCAAGAGUGUGGAGAUCCAGCCCAAGGGUGUUCUCACCGUCGAGCUGCCCAACCACGGGGAGGCGUACACCUGGAGUAACGUCAACUGUUGUGUCCACAACAUCAUAGUCGGCAAGCUGUGGAUCGAGCAGUACGGCUCCAUGGAGAUCACCAACCACGCCACAGGUCACAAGAGCAUCCUCACCUUCAAGACGGCUGGCUGGUUUUCCAAGGACUUGCACCGCAUUGAGGGAUUCAUCGUGGAUAAGAAGAAGAAGAAGCAGGCCUUCCUGUACGGCAAAUGGACGGAGUUCCUGCGCGCCACAGAUAUCUCCAAUUACGACGAAUAUAUGAAGACCAACGCUCACAAAUUUAGACGCCACGACAAGAAGAGCGAGGACGGGUCGCCGGGCGGGUCGAGUCCGGCCCACGCCCCGAGCAAGGUCCUCAAGAAGCUCAACACCAUCACCUCCUCCUUCAGGAUGAGCAGCGACGUGGAGGCGGGCGUUGAGGCGGAGGACGUCCAUCCCCCAGAGGACCCGGAGGAGGGCGGCUACCCCAGGACAGACUCCACCUACAGUAUUGACAUUCCCAACUCCAGCACCCUGUGGGAGGCGGACCCCAGACCAGACAACUCCCGCCAGUUCUACCACUUCACGCUCUUCGCCAUGUCUCUCAACCAACUGGGCGAGGAGCUCAGGCGGGUCCUGGGACCCACCGACUGUAGAUUACGUCCGGACAUCCGGCUGCUGGAGAAUGGUGACAUUGAUGGUGCGGCCAAUGAGAAGAACCGUCUGGAGGAGAAGCAGAGGGACGCGAGGAAGUCCAGGAAGAAGGGCAAGGAAGAAUGGAAAGCCAGAUGGUUUGAGCAAGGGACCAACCCUUUCACUCGCCAGGAAGACUGGUUGUAUUCUGGUGGCUACUGGGAUCGUAACUUCGACGAGACUAUCGACAUCUUCUGAUGACGCAGCAUGUCGUAUCCAGCCAUUCAACCAUCAUAUCUUAACAGAAAAGUUUAUAGAGGGUAACAGUCAUGGUGGCAGCUAGAGGUGUGCUUCAUUUUAUACGCUAACACUGUUUCUUUGCUUUGUGUACACCACUAUGGUUGAAAUGACUAGUGUGUAUUGAUACGAGUGUUUUGGUACUGUUGGUAAGUGUUUAGUUGAAGGACAGAUAUUGUUGCCUGUGGUUGUCGGUGUGCGAAGCAAUUAAUGCAGGAAGUUAUUGUGACAGAGGCUGGCCACGUCCUCCAGGUUGUCCAACCAUUUUGUGUUGAAUUGGAAGAAAUAUUUAUAGUAUAUAGUGCAUAAUUUUUAUUGUAUUUUUUUUACUCUGAAGAUAUUGCAAGACAAGUGAUUUAAUUUUCUUUAUCGUAAGUAUGAUCCAUAUGUUAUUUUAUAUUCAAAAUUGGCAUCGAAUUUUGUCACGGUUGUGGCAAUGCCUUUUACAAACACUAAUGGAUUAACCAGAAUUGUCGUAAUUUUGUUCAGUGUUGAAAUUUAUGGCCAAGUUGUAAGUAAUGGAUGCAUGGGAAAUCUCAUUACCUACAAAUAUUGAAGGCUCUAAAAAAAUUAAGCAAAUAUCGUUUAUUUGAAUUUCUUUCGGUUUUAUUGAAAAGAUGUUGAAGAAAAUAAUACUUCAACUAUUAUUACUGUAUUCACAAUGCAAAGCAGUCUAUAUGUUAGGUAGCUGAACCAGCAGUAAAUAUUCUGGGAAUUUAAAUAAUUAGUUUUUAAGUUUUAAUACUUCUUUUAACGUUCAUCCCUCCGAUUAAUAUUGUAGCUUGAUGACAAGAAUAAUGAGGUAUUGUUACAUGUUUUGUAGUUCUAAUUCAUAUAAGGGACUUUCAAAUGAUGAAAAGAACUAAUGGAAAAAAAAAUGUAUUUUAUGUGCUUUUAAAUUAAUUUUCUCUUUUCUUCAGCAACAUUGAUUGAUAUAGUUCCCUCAAAAGUCUAAUUAGCAGAUAAUUCAGUGUGUGAGUCUUUGAACCCCAAACUUGGCCAAAUAAUGUGUGUGUAUAUGUGUGUGUGUGUAGAAAGGGUAGUGGUGUGGAGAGUUUCCUGUGAUCUCCAUUAUUAAAGAUCAUAUUUGUAUUAAUUGCUUCCUGCAAAUAGAUCAAUCUCUGUUUUGUCAUGUGAGUUAGUCAACACAGUACCCUGCUAAAGUGCAAUGAUUGCUACUUUGAAUCUUAAUUUGUGAAAAUUUGAAUUGCCAAUAGGAAGCAGAGGUUGUGGAGAUCCCUGACUGAACUUUUCCUUAGACCAGGCCUUUAUGGUUGCUUUAAUGUCAUCCUGCAUCAGUGGACGAUGUCAGACCAAUGCUGAAGCGACCAAAGGGAUGUGACAGAAGUGAAUGGAUGCAUAUUUCGUAGUAAAGAUACUAAAUUCAUUAUAUUAUGGGCAAAUUUCUCCACCCUUUUAAGAGGAGGAAUUUGAUCGGUUUCAUGCAGUUUGGUUAUUUUUGUACUUUUGUGAUAUAUUUUUACUAGGUCAGAUAUUUCAGGAAGAAAAUUUUAUUCCUUGAGGCUGACGUAUUCAUACACUUAUCAGCAGUGCUGUGUUUAUUUAAAUCAUGUAAGUUACCCAAAUUAACUGUAUAUUUUUAGGCUCGAUUUGUUUCCGUGUAUAUUGAAUUUCCACUUUUAAUGCAAGACAUUGCUGUAGCACUUUAGUACGUAAUGCAAUAUUCUCACAAAGUACAGCAUUUGAACUUCAUGGACAAAUUUGUUUGUCAAUUUAAGUCAGAUUCUAAGUCAUUUUUAGUGUUGCAUAUCACCUAAUUUUCAUAUCUAUAUAAAAGUUUAAAUUAAAUAAUUUCUAUCAAAAUAUAAGUACAUUUGAAAUUUACUCUGACAAAAAUAAGUACUGUACAUCACAUCUGUAAAACUAGUGACAUGUCUUUGUCAUUCAUAUUUACAUAACAUUUAAUAACUUAAGAUAUGUACAGGUAUAUCCUUUAAAUAAAAAAAGAUUGUACUUUGAAACGUAUACAAAUAAUGAAAAAGCAUGCGGCAUAUAAUUUACUUUUGAAAUGCUAUUAUUGAUACUGUACUUGGGAAUUUUUAAUAAGCUAUACACAAACAUUAGCACACUAUAUACUUUCUGAGUUGCUUAACUUUGAAAUUCAAUCAAUUUUACCAUAUACAAUAAGUAUAUGAAGUUUGAAAUUAAACAUUUAUACAGUAUUUCAAUAUGGUAUAUUGUUUGAAAACUAAUAUCUUAAUCCCCGUGUGUAUUGAAAGACAUUUUUAUUUAAUCACAGCAUUAGAGAUACAGUAUUCUCUAAUUAUUUUCCUCUAUAAUCUAGGAUAUAAAAUGCCUUCAAUAGUUGCUCAGCUUGGUAGAUAUAUGUCAGCUUGGAUGUCUCUUAUAUGUGCUUACUAUGAAGCAAUGUUCACUGUUCACUGGUUCCUAAAAUGCAGCUUGGGUAUUAAAUGGAUGAUAAAUGAGUGAAAAGCAAAGAUUAUACAUUUUCAAUUUGUUCACAAAAGUGAACAUUAGUUUGCCUCUCAGUUUUAAUUUAAACAAGUUAAAUAGAAAAUACAUUUUCUAUGGAAAGUAUGAUUAACUCUCAAUUUUCUUGAAUAUUUAUAUAUAUUUUGGCCAUUAGUAUCAAAGUAUUUAACUAACCCACAAUGUUAUCAACUAGGGAAAAUAUGUAAAGAAAAUAAAGUAGUUUAUAUAUAUUGCAAAUAUUGUAAAUGGAAACAUUCAGAUUUUUUUGUCAUACAUUGACAAUUAUUUUCAAAAGUUUGCUAUUGAAUUGUAUCAAAGGUUAAUUAGCGUGUUAAUGUAGCAAACAAAACUCUCAAACUUUUUCCACAACUACUGUUUUCUUCUCAUUUUUAACAAAAAAUUACCUUUAUAUUCAGUUCAGUACUACAUAGAGAUCAUUUCAGACAAAUUGGAUUUCUAAAUCAUUUUUGCAUUAUAUUAAAAACCCAAUGAGCUAACUAUAAAGAUGUCAUCUUUUUGUAGUUAACCCAAGUCGGGAACUACAAACUUUCUAUACCUUUGCACUACUGUUAAAGAAAUGACAUGCUCUGCCAUUUCUGAACCAUUUCGAAGAAAUAAAUCGACACUUAUAAUCAGUA
This is a messenger RNA of Procambarus clarkii (red swamp crayfish), 4762 nucleotides long. RefSeq names its product oxysterol-binding protein-related protein 1. The record is from RefSeq and is a predicted model, not a curated record. Lineage: Eukaryota; Metazoa; Arthropoda; Malacostraca; Decapoda; Cambaridae. Gene Ontology annotation, molecular function: sterol binding. Gene Ontology annotation, cellular component: perinuclear endoplasmic reticulum; plasma membrane; intracellular membrane-bounded organelle.